AAAGUCUGUCAUUUGUCGCACGUGGAACAUAAUCCAGAUCAUUUGAGCACAAAAUCAGAGAAAAUGUGAAUGGGAUGUGAAGAUUUUCCGCCCUCUCUAACCCCUCCCAAAGCAGCGGCACUCUGACGGGACUGAUCCAGCGCUAGUCGGCGAAGGAGUCUCGGCGAGACUGUCGCUGACCUUGGUGCUGAACGCCAUUCACAUUCCUCCUAAAGCUACUUCACUGGCACUCUGCGUCGAAAAGGUGACAGUGCUUUUUCUCUUUUGCUCUUAAGUAACCAUACGUCGUUUUUAAAUCCGUUUUUUGUACUCCGUCGAUUUGAAGCGAACAUUAAUUCGUUGACUCAAAUCUGAGAUGGCAUCGCGUGCUCUUAUCGCGCGCGGGGCAGUUUAUGAGUUCAUAAUUAUGAGUAGACAGAGCCAGACCACCUCUGAUAUCUCUCUUGUGUAGGCGGAUUUUUUUUUCUCUUCGCUCUGUGAACACCGUCGUGAAUUUUCCUCAUCUGUCUUACUGAAUCAUUGAUCCGCUGGGUAUCGGUCCGGUAGCCUAUGCUCUGUCAUCUCACACUGUGACAUGGUACUUUGACAUUACCGGGGAAACGAGGGAUUAUCACAUUUGGACAUGGAGACUCCGAGGGAGCCUGGUUUUGUGCCCAGCAAAGAGGGACUGAAGCAAUUAGCGGGGAAGACACUAGGACACCUGCACAAAGUGUUAGAAAAGCGACAAAAACCUGGCGACAACAUCGAACUGACCGAGGAUGGACGGCCUGCUCAGACCAACGAGAAAAAGGCACCUUUGUGCGACUGCACGUGCUUUGGACUUCCGCGCCGCUACAUCAUCGCCAUAAUGAGCGGCCUCGGGUUCUGCAUCUCCUUCGGUAUUCGGUGCAACUUAGGCGUGGCCAUAGUGAGCAUGGUGAACAACAGCACCAUUCACCUGAACGGGAAGAUCAUCAUCAAAGAGAAGGCAAAAUUCAACUGGGACCCGGAAACAGUUGGAAUGAUUCAUGGCUCAUUUUUCUGGGGUUAUAUUGUGACGCAAAUUCCCGGGGGAUACAUUUGUUCUAGAUUGGCAGCAAACAGGGUUUUUGGCGCAGCCAUUUUCCUCACAUCCACACUGAACAUGUUCAUCCCCUCAGCUGCACGUGCUCACUAUGGCUGCGUCAUGUUCGUCAGGAUAUUACAGGGGCUUGUAGAGGGUGUGACCUACCCAGCCUGUCAUGGGAUCUGGAGUAAGUGGGCUCCUCCACUGGAAAGAAGCCGUCUAGCCACAACCUCCUUCUGUGGUUCCUAUGCUGGAGCUGUCAUUGCCAUGCCUUUAGCUGGGAUCUUGGUGCAGUACACAGGCUGGUCAUCGGUUUUCUAUGUCUAUGGCUGUUUCGGGAUGUUCUGGUAUAUGUUCUGGAUCUUAGUGUCAUAUGAGAGCCCAGCUGAACAUCCCACCAUCACGGCUGAAGAACGCUGCUACAUUGAGGAGAGUAUCGGCGAGAGCGCUAAGCUGCUAGGUCCUGCAGAAAAAUUCAAGACACCUUGGAGGCAGUUUUUCACAUCAAUGCCUGUCUAUGCAAUCAUUGUGGCCAACUUCUGCAGGAGUUGGACCUUCUACUUGCUGCUCAUCAGCCAGCCUGCAUACUUCGAGGAGGUGUUUGGCUUUGAGAUUAGCAAGGUUGGCAUGCUGUCAGCCCUGCCCCAUCUGGUGAUGACCAUUAUCGUACCCAUUGGGGGACAGAUAGCCGAUUUCCUCCGUUGCAAAAACAUCCUGUCUACUACCACAGUUCGGAAGAUCAUGAACUGCGGAGGCUUUGGGAUGGAGGCCACUCUAUUGUUGGUGGUUGGUUACUCACAUAGUAAAGGAGUAGCCAUUUCGUUUCUUGUGUUGGCUGUCGGCUUCAGUGGAUUUGCAAUAUCAGGUUUCAAUGUCAAUCAUUUAGACAUCGCUCCUCGCUAUGCCAGUAUCCUCAUGGGAAUCUCUAAUGGAGUGGGAACUCUGUCAGGAAUGGUGUGCCCUCUUAUUGUGGGAGCCAUGACCAAACACAAGACUCGAGAAGAGUGGCAGUAUGUGUUUCUUAUCGCUUCCCUGGUGCAUUAUGGCGGUGUAAUCUUCUAUGGCAUCUUCGCCUCGGGGGAGAAGCAGCCAUGGGCAGAUCCAGAACAGACCAGUGAAGAAAAGUGUGGCUUCAUUGAUGAAGAUGAGCUGGCUGAGGAAACGGGGGAUAUCACCCAGAGCUACGGUGCCCUGGGAGGUCCAGCCAAGACCUACGGUGCCACUACGCAGUUGAACGGCGGAUGGGCAGAAGGAUGGGAUAAACGAGAGGAGUAUGUACAGGAAGGUGUGGAGGAAGGGGUUUACGGAUACAGGCAGGGUGGGGAUUACUCCUAGACCUCACAUACUAUCACACACAUGAUGCACACAGCUAUACAUAAACAUUCAGUGGAGCAAAAAAGUAUUUGGAUACACUUUUUGGAGACACAAGUCACAACAGGAAAUGUAUAAAUUCCAUUGCAUUAAAUAACAAAAUGCAAGUGCAAUCUGCAACACAUCUGCAAUUUGUCUUUCUGUGCUUUUCUUUAGUGGGUGUAUGAAGUGUCUUCAUUUUGAAAUUUAAAAAUCUAUGUAUGUAGCUAUAUAUUUAAAUAUAUAAAAU
Sinocyclocheilus grahami is the source of this 2645-nucleotide messenger RNA. RefSeq names its product vesicular glutamate transporter 2.1. Gene Ontology annotation, molecular function: L-glutamate transmembrane transporter activity; neurotransmitter transmembrane transporter activity. The coding region runs from base 623 to 2380 and encodes 585 amino acids. Gene Ontology annotation, cellular component: synaptic vesicle membrane; excitatory synapse. Gene Ontology annotation, biological process: synaptic transmission, glutamatergic; regulation of synapse structure or activity; neurotransmitter loading into synaptic vesicle. The transcript is spliced from 12 exons. Lineage: Eukaryota; Metazoa; Chordata; Actinopteri; Cypriniformes; Cyprinidae. The record is from RefSeq and is a predicted model, not a curated record.